AAAAGCUUGCUUUUCAGUGCUCGGUCUGUCAACCAGCAGACUGGCAAAGACCAACCCACCACGACUUCUCGUCGUCCUCCUCCUCUUUCGUGGUUACGGGGUUCGGAAGGGGGGCGCAUUUGGAUUUGGGUUUCCUCCUAGUCCUCUCUCGGCGGCCAUCGUCCUAACGAUCCCGUUGAGGCGCCGCCUGCGAGUUUCGUCCGUUUACCGCCACCCUCCAAACCGUCCCAAGGCCGCGACAAGAUCUCCUCUACGGCGAUCUUCUCCGCCCGAUCCUCCCCCCGCUGGCGAUGGUUAACGUUAUGAUGAAGACCAAUCCUGACCCAGUGGUUCUAGCUAAAGCCAUGAAAGCUAGAAAAAGCGUUGUGCAAAUCUAUCACGUCAAGAAAAUUGAUGGGAAGAAGUGCACCACUAGCUCCGGCACUGGUUUCAUCAUCAAGACCAGAGAUGCAGAUUGUGUUGUGGUAACUAACAGGCACGUGACUGCUGGAGAGGAACCUUUCGACGAAGCUAAUGACAAGCUCUUUGUUAGAUUUAUCCGUGGGAGUGGUGGAGUUGAGGACCGACCUGGUCUUCUAAGGUUUUAUGACUUCUUCGUGGACCUUGCUUUUAUUGAAGUCCAAGGACUGAGGGGGAAAAUGCCACCAGCUCUACGUUUUACUAUGGCAAGUGAAUUGCAAAUUGGGACAAGUGUUGUUGCCAUUGGCUACUGCAAUACAAGUGGCGUGACACGGCCAGAUCCAGAUAUGCCUGAAGUUUAUGCUAGGAUUCCAUCGGUUUGCCCUGCAUUGAUUGCUGGACCAGUGUGGCGAAAGGGAGAAGAUGACAAGGAUGAGGAAGAGGAAGACGAUGAAGAAGAAGACGAGGAUGAAGGGCACGAACAGUGGCUGCACCUUGACUCUCCAUCGAGGGAUGGAUGCUCAGGAGGCCCUGUGAUGUGCGCGCGUGGUGUCAUUGGAGUCGUUGCUCAGGCUGCCCUACAGAUUACUGCGUCCGUUAGCACUGAAUCAGUACAUGAAGUGCUGAAACGGUGGCUCGGCAUUCCAUUGGAGGAUGACAGGAGUGUGCAGGCGAUCAUCGAUACAUUACUGUGAUCGCGCCUUGACGGCUGCUACUUCGCUGUGGAGUCAGGCUGUGAAUUGUGAACUUUGACAUGUUCGCCUUUUCAAGGGCAUACCGUGUCAUUUUGUUCUCCAUGAGAAACCAGAAGAAGCAAAUGUACUGUUUAUGUACAAACGUGUGACGUUUUUGGAGUA
Messenger RNA from Triticum dicoccoides, 1256 nucleotides. RefSeq lists its product as uncharacterized. The record is from RefSeq and is a predicted model, not a curated record. The transcript has 5 exons. The coding region runs from base 291 to 1094 and encodes 267 amino acids. Lineage: Eukaryota; Viridiplantae; Streptophyta; Magnoliopsida; Poales; Poaceae.